Messenger RNA from Labeo rohita (rohu), 2979 nucleotides. RefSeq names its product tripartite motif-containing protein 16-like. The transcript has 5 exons. NCBI's taxonomy places the organism in Eukaryota, Metazoa, Chordata, Actinopteri, Cypriniformes, Cyprinidae. Bases 14 to 1510 code for a protein of 498 amino acids. Gene Ontology annotation, molecular function: zinc ion binding; protein binding. The record is from RefSeq and is a predicted model, not a curated record.
UAGGUACAGUGAAAUGGCUGAAGCCAGUGUUUUUUCAGUGGAUCAGUUCAGCUGUCCAGUGUGUCUGGAUCUCCUGAAGGAUCCAGUGGCCAUUCCCUGUGGACACAGUUACUGUAUGAGCUGCAUUACAGACUGCUGGGAUCAAGACGAUCAGAAGAGAGUCUACAGCUGCCCUCAGUGCAGAAAGACCUUCAGUCCAAGACCUGCUUUAUAUAAAAACACCAUACUGACUGAAGUGGUGGAGAAACUGAAGAAGACCAAACUAAAAGCUGCUGUUCCUGCUGGAUCUGGAGACGUGGAGUGUGACAUCUGUACUGGAAGAAAACACAAAGCUGUCAAGUUCUGUCUGGUGUGUCUGGAGUCUUACUGUCAAACUCAUUUUGAGCGUCAUGAGGAGUUUCGCUCAGGAAAGAGACACAAAGUGACGGAUGCCACUGGACGACUGCAGCAGAUGAUCUGCCAUCAACAUGAUAAACUUCUGGAGGUUUUCUGUCGCACUGACCAGCAAUGUGUUUGUGUACUUUGUAUGACGGAUGAACAUAAAAACCAUGAGACUGUAUCAACUGCAGCAGAGAGGACAGAGAAAGAGAAACACUUGAAGAAGACACAGAGAAAACUCCAACAGAGAAUCCAGCAGAGACAGAAAGAUCUUGAGCAGCUGAGAGAGGAUGUGAAGUCUCAUAAGCGCUCUGCACAGACAGCAGUGGAGGACAGUGAGAGGAUCUUUACUGAGCUCAUCCGCUCCAUUGAGAGAAGCCGCUCUGAGGUGACACAGCGGAUCAGAGAUCAGGAAAAGGCUGCAGUGAGUCGAGCUGAAGGACAAAUGGAUCGACUGGAGCAGGAGAUUGAUGACCUGAUGAGGAGAAAUGCUGAGUUGGAGCAGCUUUCACACACAGACGAUCACAUACAUUUCCUCCAGGAGCCACAUGUGGAGUUUCCAAAGAUCUGGACGCGGGUGCUAUAUGGUGCCGAGCCCCUGAGAAAGGCAGAUUCCCAUCAGCUCGCUCUGGACCCAAACACUGCAUAUAAACUCCUCCGUCUGUCUGAGGGGAACACAGUGGUGACUUACACUAACACACGGCAGCCGUAUCCUGAUCAUCCAGACAGAUUUGUUAGAUAUCUUCAGGUGUUGUGUAGAGAGAGUGUGAGUGGACGCUGUUACUGGGAAGUUGAGUGGAGUGGAAGAGAAGUGCAAAUAUCAUUGUCAUAUAAGAGUAUCAGCAGGAAGGGAUCUGGUCAUAAGUGUUUAUUUGGAUGUAAUGAUCAGUCCUGGAGAUUGUCCUGCUCUCCCUUCAGUUUCUCAUUCUGGCACAAAGACAAAUAUACUGAACUCCCUGUUCCCUCCAGCUGCAGUAGAAUAGGAGUGUAUGUGGAUCACAGUGCAGGAACUCUGUCCUUCUACAGCGUCUCUGACACAAUGAACCUCAUCCACACAGUCCAGACCACAUUCACUCAGCCGCUCUAUCCUGGGUUUGGGGUUGGUUAUAAAUCAUCAGCGAAACUGUGUUGAUCUAACGGUCUAGAUCAUAGAGAUUUUACACAUUGUAUAUGCCAACCCAUGAUAAAUCAGAAUGUUUAUAUUUGCAGAUGCAUUUAUCCAGAGCAACUUACAAAUUACAAAACAGUAAGAUGUUGUAAACAACAGCUGAACUUCUGUCACUCAUAAUAACGUGUGUUGUACAAUAUUAUAAUGGAGUAGAUACUUUAUCAUCAGUUUAAUAUAAUAUUGACUGUAAAAUUGGUAAAUACUGUUUGUCCAUGAAAAAAUGGUUAAAAUCUCAUUAUAUAACUGAAAUGACAAUUUAAAUUAUUCAAGAGUCCUAAAAUCAAAAGUGUGAAUCUUGCCAUCCAAACACUUUUAAAUUAACACAAAGGUACAUUAUAAAAGAAAUAAUAAAUAAAUAAAUUUUGAAGAUUGGAAAAAGAUUGGAAAGAGGCAGAAUGGGUUUGUACUUUUAUAAUCUUUUAAGGGAUCCGAUACAGGUGUGCUCUCACUGCACGUACAGGACCUUUAAUAGUAUAUGUAUAACAGUAUAUUUAAGAUGCCGUGUAUAUGGUGUAAAAAUGUGUUUUAAUUUCUUUUUAUGUAAAUGUGAUACUGUAUUUCAUUUUGUUUUUAUUUGUGUUUUUUAGCUUAUGUUUUCUUUGUCAUUAUGAUAUACUACUGAAGUAAAACCACCUCACUGUUUCAAUAUAUUGUACUGCAGACUUAAAAAUCUCCAGAUUGAUUAAAAAAGCAAACAUUUUUCACACAAUGUGCUAGAAUUUAUUAAUGAAAUACGUCUCAUAUUUAAGACCACAAAUGGGAAAAUGGGGAUUAAUCAAAAAGUAAUAAAAACGUACAAACUGAUCACUUUCAAAAAGACCAAUCACAUUUCGAAAUUUCUAAAAUAUAUCUAAAUUACGACCUAUGCUCUCAAUGUCAAAUGCUGAAACGUAAAUUCAUGCGUUUAUGACCUCAAGGUUAGAUUAUUGUAAUGCUUUAUUGGGUGGUUGUUCUGCUCACUUAAUAAACAAACUCCAGCUGGUCCAAAAUGCAGCAGCUAGAGUUCAUACUAGAACCAAAAAGUAUGAUCAUAUUAGCCUGGUUCAGUCAACACUGUACUGGCUCCCUAUUAAACAUCGUAUAGAUUUUAAAAUCUUGCUAAUUACUUAUAAAGCCCUGAAUGGUUUAGCUCCACAGUACCUGAGUGAGCUCUUAUCGCAUUAUAGUCCCUCACGUCCGCUGCGUUCUAAAAACUCUGGCAAUUUGAUAAUACCUAGAAUAUCAAAAUCAACCGCGGGCGGCAGAUCAUUUUCUUAUCUAGUGCCCAAACUCUGGAACAAUCUACCCAACACUGUUUGGGAUUCAGACACACUCUGUCAGUUUAAAUCUAGAUUAAAGACCCAUCUCUUUAACCUGGCUUACACAUAACACAUCAACAUAUUUCUAUAAUUCAAAUCCGUUAAAGGAUUGUUAGGCUGCUUUAAUUAGGUCAA